Molecule: messenger RNA, 1284 nt
Organism: Oryza brachyantha (malo sina)
Lineage: Eukaryota; Viridiplantae; Streptophyta; Magnoliopsida; Poales; Poaceae
Product: formin-like protein 12
Exons: 4
Coding region: 204-1202 (332 amino acids)
Source: RefSeq, a predicted model, not a curated record
GUGCCAGAGGCGGAGGCGAAACCCUAACCGGCUAAACUCUGAUGACACAUUGGGGUGAGGUAUGAUCGCUUGUCGUGAGGGAGUUUCUAGGAAUGGGUGCAGGUUGGCGGUGGUGGUGGUGGCGCUGCGCACUAAUGAAAUAAGGUGAGGCAUCGAUCAUAGGCUAAGCCACCAGAGACAACAGUGGUGAUAGCUAAAAAGGAAUGGCGUUGUUGCGAAGGUUGUUCUACCGAAAGCCGCCAGAUCGACUCCUUGAGAUUGCCGAUCGUGUCUAUGUAUUCGACUGUUGCUUCUCUACAAAAACCAUGGAACCAUUUGAAUACAAGAAUUAUCUAGGCAACAUUGUUUUGCAGCUUCGUGAGCAGUUUGUAGAUUCUUCAUUGAUGGUAUUCAAUUUCAAAGAUGAAGGAAAAAGUCUGGUUUCAGGCAUGUUAUCCCUUUACGGUAUCACAGUUAAAGACUACCCUUGUCAGUAUUUGGGAUGCCCAUUGCUUCCAUUGGACAUGGUUCUCCACUUCUUAAGGGUGAGCGAGAGGUGGCUUAUGCUUGAAGGGCAACAAAACCUUCUUCUCAUGCAUUGUGAGAAAGGUGGAUGGCCAGUUUUAGCAUUUAUGCUUGCAGGUCUUCUUCUAUAUAGGAAGCAGUAUAAUGGGGAGGAAAGAACUCUAGUCAUGGUUUACAAGCAAGCACCUAAGGAACUUCUUCAAAUGUUAACAACAUUAAACCCUCAACCUUCCCAUCUUCGAUAUCUACGAUACAUAUGUAGAAUGGAUUCAAAGCUAGAAUGGCAUACACAACGGAUUCCUUUUUCUUUGGAUUGUGUAAUUCUCAGUGAAGUACCUAAUUUUGAUGGAGUAGGUGGUUGUCGGCCAAUUGUUCGGGUAUAUGGGCAGGAUUUUUUGAUGGUUGAUAAAAAUUACAAGGUUAUUACGCCGCCAUCACAUGCUAGGACACAAGCUAACCACUAUAAACAGGCUGACAAUGUACCAGUGAAGUUAAAUGUUGGAUCUUGUGUGCAAGGAGAUGUUGUCCUUGAAUGCUUGCAUGUAGAUGAUAGCCUUGAAGAUGAAAGAUUGAUGUUUCGGGUGAUGUUCAAUACAUGUUUUAUCCGGUCUCACAUUCUAUUGUUGAAUUUUGAGGACAUUGAUAUCUCUUGGGAUGCAGAACAAUGGUUCACCAAAAAUUUCAAAGCUGAGAAUUAGAUGGUGAGUCUGAUGUGUCCACUGAAGUUGUCUCUGACUAUGACAAUGAGAUCGAAGUUGGCUCUACCGAUGAAUUCUUUGA